This is a messenger RNA of Rotaria sp. Silwood1, 372 nucleotides long. NCBI's taxonomy places the organism in Eukaryota, Metazoa, Rotifera, Eurotatoria, Philodinida, Philodinidae. The record is from the annotation of a GenBank genome assembly.
AUGCAUCCCAUCGUCAAUGAACCCGAUAUGAUUGAGGAUAUUCUUGGCCAAUCACACACUCAAUAUUAUGAUAAACCGGCGGUAUUUACUCGUGUUUUUAAGCCAUUGAUCGGUUCACAUAAUAUUCUGAUGAGUGAAGGUGUCGAACAUGAGCGAGCUCGAAAAAUGCUCAAUCCAGUAUUUUAUUUGCACAAUCUUAAAUCUAUGAUCCCAAUUACGGCUGAUCAAACAGCCAAGACAAUUGAACGAAUACGUACCAUGUCGAAUCCAUCAUCGAUCAAUUUACAGAUGGAACUAACCGCGUUAACAUUAUCAGUUAUCACAUUGUGUGCUUUUGACAAAGGCCUAGAAACAAUGCCUAAUGCCAAUUAA